This is a messenger RNA of Pochonia chlamydosporia 170, 1407 nucleotides long. RefSeq names its product l-fucose permease. The record is from RefSeq and is a predicted model, not a curated record. Lineage: Eukaryota; Fungi; Ascomycota; Sordariomycetes; Hypocreales; Clavicipitaceae. Gene Ontology annotation, biological process: transmembrane transport. The coding region runs from base 1 to 1407 and encodes 468 amino acids. The transcript has 5 exons. Gene Ontology annotation, molecular function: transmembrane transporter activity.
AUGACUACCAAACCAUCGUUCUGGAAGAGGCGGUCUCUUCGCGUCCGUGAUGAUAGCAGAACUAAUGCUGCUGAGAUGACCUUGCGUCAGUCUCUGGUCCCUAUCUGCCUCGUCACGGUUCUCUUCUUUCUCUGGGGCUUUUCUUACGGAUUGCUUGAUACAUUGAACAAGCACUUCCAGAAUACCCUAGGAAUUGACAAGUCGAGAUCUGCUGGUCUUCAAGCAGCUUACUUUGGUGCCUACCCUCUAGCUUCCCUGGGCCAUGCAGCUUGGAUUCUGCGCCAUUUUGGCUACCGUGCCGUAUUCAUCUGGGGACUCUGCCUGUAUGGUGUUGGAGCAUUGCUCACUAUUCCUGCCAUCAAGGCGCACAGCUUUGGAGGAUUCUGCGCUUGCAUUUUCAUCAUCGGCAAUGGAUUGGGGUCCCUGGAGACAGCCGCCAAUCCCUAUAUCACCGUGUGCGGGCCUCCCAAAUUUGCCGAAAUUCGAAUCAAUAUUUCGCAAGCUUUCAACGGCAUUGGCUCCGUAGUUGCACCAGUCAUGGGCUCAUAUGUCUUUUUCAAAUUCAACGAUGAAGAUGCUCUCCGCAAUGUGCAGUGGGUAUACUUGGCUAUUGCAGCUUUCGUCUUCAUCUUGGCCACAAUCUUUUUCUUUUCUGACAUACCCGAAAUUACCGACGCGGACAUGGAAUUUCAAGCCUCGGAAGCCAACGCCGCAGACAACAACUUGCCUUUCAUAAAGCAAUACAGACUGUUCCACGCUGCAUUUGCUCAGUUCUGUUACACAGGCGCCCAAGUCGCCAUCGCAAGUUACUUCAUCAACUAUGUGACGGAGACACGACCGGGAACGAGCAAUUCGCUGGGCUCACAGUUCCUGGCCGGUGCCCAAGGCGCAUUUGCUGCUGGCCGAUUUGCGGGUGUUGGUCUGAUGCACUUUAUCAAGCCCAGAGUAGUGUUCGGCGUGUACCUGACCCUCUGCAUGGUCUUCCUCGCCCCGGCCAUUACACAGGGCGGUAAUGCCGGUGUGGCGUUGCUGUACGUGACCUUGUUCUUCGAGUCCAUCUGCUUUCCAACCAUUGUUGCUCUGGGUAUGCGCGGGCUUGGCCGUCAUACGAAGCGCGGAUCAGGGUAUAUUAUCGCAGGUGUUUUUGGCGGCGCGGCCGUGCCGCCGCUGAUGGGUCGUGUAGCCGACAUGCACUCAACUGGGUUAUCCAUGGUUGUGCCUCUUUGCUUCUUUAUCGGUGCAUGGACAUAUGCACUAGCAGUCAACUUUUGGCCGUGGUACAAGAAUACCAUUGACGCAUAUACCGUCACGGACGUUGGUAUCGACCCGAUGAUUGACCAUGCUGAGGAUGUUGAGAAGCAGAAAGGCGUGGAUGUGGACAAGGUGGUUGUGUCCACUCAGGAGUGA